Aspergillus sclerotioniger CBS 115572 is the source of this 2078-nucleotide messenger RNA. RefSeq lists its product as uncharacterized. The record is from RefSeq and is a predicted model, not a curated record. The transcript is spliced from 2 exons. Bases 423 to 1964 code for a protein of 513 amino acids. NCBI's taxonomy places the organism in Eukaryota, Fungi, Ascomycota, Eurotiomycetes, Eurotiales, Aspergillaceae.
GGCGGGCCGUGGGUCGCAAUAAUAACAAUAACGAACUUGAGGCCCAAAUCAGGUUGUCGCAUUGCCUGCGCUGCUCGCUGUUGGCCCGCCGCAGAGUAAUAAUCCUCGCUCUCAUUAGCUCAUCCCUCUGCUCCUCUCGUCCACGACUCGCCCUCCUUUCUUCUCCCUCUCCCAUCCCGUCCUUUCCAGUAUUCGCCCCUCCCCGCAAGUCGGAUGCUGCUCUUGAGCGCCUCCCUCUCGUCCACCGUGCUUCCAGUACUGUGGACGAGUCUUCUAGUGUUGUGCGACUCGCGCCCUUGAAACAGACCCCCUUUUCUAUAUCUUUGGUGCCCCUCCCCCUUUUGGGCGCCUUCUGCAUAUUAUUCUUAGUGUCGGAUUAAGCUCCAUGGGUGAUUGCCAUUCCGCCUAUCUGCAAUUGCAUCAUGGAGCCGACCAAUUUUACCGAGGACGACGAGUCUCGGUAUCGCAGUGAGGUUCUCCUUUUAUCCUCCGAGGAGUUAGAAACGGCGCAGGAACAAAAACUGGUCGACGAUGCACGCCAGCUGGGUCUGAAGGUGCCGGAAGUCGAGGUGGUGGCAUCGCUGGCCGCGUCCAUUGCCUCGGGAAUGGUGGACCUGUCCUCCCCGAUCCUAUCCUCCGGCUCCUCCACCGAUCGCAACUCGACGCACGAAGCCACCCCGUCCCUUGAAAUCCCGCCUCCCAUCGACCAGCUCGCCUCGUCUCUCUCCGCAUUUACCGUGGCCUCUGAGCCCGCCCAGGGGGGCAGUACCCGAUCGCUCGCCUCGUUGUCCACUCGGCCGACAUCCUAUAGCUCAUGUGAGGGAAGAUUGAUCCCGGGGAUUGACAGCCUUGCGGCUAGGCCGCCAGGGAAUCGGGCGUCGAUGUUCAGCGUCACUUCUGCAGAUAAAAGAGAACGGAGAAAAUCUACGCUAAAAUCGGCAAUCGGGAAGAUCCAUUUCAGGAAAAAGCGAGCGCCCUCUUCCGUUUUGCUCCCGCCGGCUGCGCAGAUCACCGUCGCCAAAGGCGAGAAGGGCGUUGAACGAGUAUUCGUGGAGUCGAGGUUGUCAGAGUCGCAGAACACAGAUUCACCGGAUGAAGAGAACCAGGUCUUGCGGCUGGAGAUUCCCGUCUUCGACAAUGAGUCACUACAACGGAGCUUAGACGAUAUACAAUUGCGCCAGAUGCGCGACUCUCAAGUGUCGCAGAGGAACCGGCAUAAUACUUUCCAGGAUGCAUUUAUGGCGCAACUACGACGGCGCCAGCAAUCCAUCGUCGCCGAUCGACUUGCAGAGAACAAGCGCCUGGAAGUGAAGAAGCGCGAAAAGAAUACUAUCGAUGCUGCCCGGAUGGAGGAACGGCAGCUGACGGUGGAAAUGGAGCAGAUGCGAGAAUUCGAACGGGCCAAACUGAACUCGCGCACACGCAUAAAGUACAUGGAAGGGUACUUCAACAACACGAGUCCACCGCCAUCGCCCGUCAGCUCGGCAGCGGACACACCGGGUCGCAAGUUCACCGCGCAACACAAAGCCCAGUUAGCGCAAGAAUAUCACGACCACAACUCCAUGGAUCAGCUACACCAGGCCAAGAUCAAGGUGUUGCGCGAGCGGCAGGAACUGCGCCUCCAGGAGGCGAUCGCGCGGAUGGAACGGGAACUGGACGACUUGAUCGACAAACAUGCCCUGGAGUUCGCACAGAUGCAACAGCGGCAUCAACAGGAAGAAGGCGAGGUUCUUCAAGCGUUUGAGGCAAAAAAGUCCAGGUUACGACAUCGCUGGACCCUGCAAGAGGCCAUCCUGCGUAAGAAACUAGAGGAUCAACACGGGCAGACGUAUGGGCCGCUGCAUCCUCUGUCGUUCAGUGACUCGCAUUACGACACGCGAGACUCGGCCAUUUGCGUGGCCGACCCCGGAGCUGCCAGCGGUGAUGAGGGACCGGCGCAGAAGAGAGGGGGACAGGUGCUUUGAUUACGAUGUGAUGCCUAAGUGAUACCCUUUCUUUUGGUCAUGCAUAUAUGCAGCUCCUACUAAUGUCUAUACUCGCUUCUACUUGUAAUUACUUUCGAUUUUUUAUAUUCUGCU